AUGGCUGGAAAGUACAUACCGGAAGAUAUUAUAGUGGACAUCCUCUCCAGGUUACCUGUCAAAUCCCUGAUCCGAUUCCGCUGCGUUUCAAAACGCUGGCGCUCAAUAGUGUCUGAUCCACAGUUGGCCAAGUUGCAGUUUCAAGUAGCUUCUGAGAAGAAAACUCAGAGUCGCAGACUCGUCUUCUACCGUAACGACUCUGACAUUGAAUCCUUAGACUUGGAGACGCCGUGGUCUUCAUCUUCAAUUAGAAAGCUUACCGGUCCAUUCGAGCAUCGGGAUAGGAUCAGUCAUAUCGAGGUACUAGGCUCUUGCAAUGGUUUGGUAUGUGUUGCAACUCCUCGUUCUGUUACUCCUCUUUACAUUUGGAACCCAUCAACUGGAUUCUCGCUUAAGCUACCUGGUUUUUCCAAUAAUGAAACCAACUGCAGUCAAAUAAGCUACUGUGGUUUUGGCUAUGUGCUGGCCACUGACGACUACAAAGUUCUGGUGGCCGCAUAUUCUUGGGAUAAUGAGGCGGAGACGCUGGAGGUCAAAAUCUUCUCGACAAGAUCUGGCCUUUGGAAAAGGAUUGAAUCACCUUUUAAGUUCUGCCCUACCUAUUUAUAUUCAUGUGGAGGAUGCCUGUAUGGAUUCUGUUUUGGGCCGUACGCUGCUUGUGAUGAUUCUGAUGAGUUAUGGGUCAUGAGAGAAUAUGGGGUGAGUGACUCUUGGACUAAGCUCUUUAACUUAGAAUUUUCGAAUCAGCCUGAGUCUGAGUGCCCGAUGUUUCUCUUCCCAUUCUUGGCUACCAAAACUAGUACAGUUGUGGCUAAGUUGGCUUGCAAGGAUCGCAGGAUGGAAAUUAUAAGGAUUGAACAUGAAGACGAGCCAGUUGUUACAGACAGGCUUGAGAGGAGGUAUCAUAUGCCUGGUAUCAUUAUAUAUGAAGAGAGUCUACUUCAGAUUCCUGAUUAUCAUGCUGUGAUCCAAGAAUACAAGAACCCUGGAAAGCUGAAAUUAAGAGGAAUAAUUGCUAGCUGCCUUGCUCUGUUCAACUACUUCUGGUUAAUUAUCCUCAUUUUCACUCUAGCAUAUUUUGAAUUCUGUUAG
This is a messenger RNA of Rosa rugosa (rugosa rose), 1092 nucleotides long. RefSeq names its product F-box/kelch-repeat protein At3g23880-like. The record is from RefSeq and is a predicted model, not a curated record. Gene Ontology annotation, molecular function: protein binding. The transcript has 2 exons. The coding region runs from base 1 to 1092 and encodes 363 amino acids. NCBI's taxonomy places the organism in Eukaryota, Viridiplantae, Streptophyta, Magnoliopsida, Rosales, Rosaceae.